Messenger RNA from Pararge aegeria (speckled wood butterfly), 2429 nucleotides. RefSeq names its product dnaJ homolog subfamily C member 11 (gene DnaJ-17). The record is from RefSeq and is a predicted model, not a curated record. The transcript is spliced from 13 exons. Gene Ontology annotation, biological process: cristae formation. Bases 78 to 1805 code for a protein of 575 amino acids. NCBI's taxonomy places the organism in Eukaryota, Metazoa, Arthropoda, Insecta, Lepidoptera, Nymphalidae.
GUGCUGCGGCGGUUAAUUAGAGAAAUAGUGAUUUGAGUUGUCGGAAUUGUAGGCAUUUUCAUAUAAACUUAGUGAAAAUGGAUGAAGAAGGAGAAAGUAUUUUACUACAAGAUAAUUACUACCAGUUACUCAAUGUCUCUAAAACGGCAACUCAAGAAGAGAUCAGCAGUGCCUACCGUCGCUUUUCGCGCAUAUUUCACCCAGACAAGCACAGUUCUGAUCCCAACAAGCAAAAAUGGGCAGAGCAAAUAUUCAACAAAGUAAAAGAAGCAUACGAAGUGCUUUCGGAUUCGCACAAAAGGGCUAUUUAUGAUACCCUUGGAAAAAGGGGUCUAGAAGUAGAUGGAUGGGAGAUCAUCUUCCGGACCCGUACGCCUCGGGAGAUUAGGGAAGAAUACGAUAGAUUAAAGCGAGAGCGGGAAGAGAGGAGAUUGCAGCAGAGCGCAAACCCUAGAGGCACUAUAACACUGUCUAUCAAUGCGACGGAUAUGUUUAUGAAGUAUUACGAUGAGUAUGAUAUUUUGGAAGAUUCAGCUAUAAUACCAACCGUCGAAGUGUCCGGUAUGACGAUCCAACAGUCUAUCGACGCCCCGGUCACGCUUAGGAAUACUGUCACGUUAUCAGGAAACAUUUCCACACAAAAUGGAACAGGCACAGGAGCGGUGACAAUGUCCAACAGACAUCUGAGUUCGGAACGAGGUUGGACUGAGGUGGAAUGCGGUAUAGGAAAUGGACCAGUGUUUGGGUUCAAGUUAUUUAGGACAUUGUCGAGGCUCAUGUUCGUCAACUGCGGCACAGGCUUGCAGUUCACUUCUAGGGGGAUCGUUCCUAGUUUUGUGUCGACGAUGGCUUUGCAACUCGACGCUCAUUCAGUGGGCUACCUUACAUACAGAGCCGGGGGUCAAGCUGGAUCGUCUAUGACCUCCACAUACGUCAGGGACUCAGAAAAGCACCACCUCAACGCAGCGGUACAGAUCGGCAACCCGCAUUCGUUCAUAUCGUUCAAUAUCAUGAGAAAGAUGCCACAGCACGAUAUGAAGUUGCGGCUGGCUCUGAAGUUUGGCACAUUUGGUGCGAUCGCCGAAUAUGGUGUGGAGAAGAAAGUGUCGCAGAAUAGUAGCGUUUCAGCGGCGGUUAUGCUCGGUGUACCCAGCGGCGUUAUGCUCAAACUAAAAUGGUCAUGCUCCUCACAAACCGUAGUGGUGCCAAUACACCUGUGCGAGGAGGUGAUACCGGCACCAGUUUUCUACGCCACGGUGGUGCCUAUGCUGUCGUGGCUGAUACUCAAGAAGCUAGUGCUAGAUCCCAUAGCGAGGGAACGACGAGAGAGGGAACGGCAGAGGUCCAUGGAAGCGAAUUUCGAGAGGCUACAAGAAAUGCAGAGGCAAGCGAGAGCGACGAUCGAGCUCAUGAGAGAAACGUACUCUAGAAUCAGGAGCGACGAGGAAAAGAAUAAAGGACUGGUCAUCAUUAGAGCGCUCUACGGAAAGUUGCCUGAAGGAGCCACAGAACAUGAAAUAGAAUCGGAGCAGACUGGCGACACCGGAUCACCGGACAGCCCGCUUCGUUAUUUGGAAGUCAUAGAUGUCACUAUACCGGUACAGUGUCUUAUCAAGGAUUCCAGGUUGGAGCUAUUAGAAGCCAGCAAGUCCGAACUGCCCGGUUUCUACGAUCCGUGCGUGGGCGAUGACAAGCACCUCACCAUCAAGUACUUCUUCCAUAGCAACCUCCACUGCUGCACGGUUUCCGACACCCAAGCUGUAGUACUGCCGCGCAAUAAUCAUCGAAUAAAGAAUAGAUCCUGAAAGAUAAAGAGCAGGCGUAAGUAAGCUGACGCGGCGCCGUAUUAAGUUACAACGCAACAAAUGAAGAUAUAUACAGCUACAGGCAAAUAUUUGAGUACAGGAACGCUUAUUAAAAUUUAAGCGCGUCUUAAAUUUUAAUCGACGUCUUAUUUAUACUAUAGCGAUGCGGUUUACAUGUUUUUAGGAAACAACUCAAUUUUACAGUUGCUUACCUUUUGUGCAGCUUAUGAAAAUUACGUCAUUGGUGUGAUUCUUAGCUAUUAACAUUCCAAAGUUUGGGAUAAAAUACGAAUCGUUUUUUUUUUUGUUUUAAUUUGUACGCACAAGGUUUAUUUUUUUUAUUUCUAUGUAGACUAACCAAACUUUGUAGUACCAGGCAGAGGCGUGCAUAGAAAUGUCCAUCAAGGUAUUCUUUAAGGGGAGGGAGAUGAUACCAAAUUGAGAAAUCUUUUUCCUAUACAAGUGAUAUUUUAAAGAUUUUAAACUAAGAUUUUCGUGUUUAAUCAAUAUUUCUUAAAUACAGUUCAACGGGUACAUACCACGAUAGUAUUUUUGGAUUCGUCCCGACCCCCGAGAGUCCCGUCGUGACCACGAUAUAUGCAACUGGGUCGAAAUAUCGACAAA